AUGAUUCCACGGACACUUCAAGAUAUCCUUGUCACUCUGCUGCUAUCUCUCCACGGGAUUGUAAAUGCAGCACGACCACUGAUGGUCUGUUAUUACACUGCAACCUCAUACUUCCCUGUUUCUCAAGUGCCAGCCAAUGUGUGUACUCAUAUUAUCUAUGCCUUUGGUAGAGUUGACGUGGAAGGAAUACAACCUCAGUCACCAGGCGACUUGCAAAAUUACAGGACGCUUGUGCAAUUAAAGAAGACGAAUCCAAGCUUGAAGAUCCUGCUGUCCCUGCAGAACGGAUUUCCUUCGGUAGUAGGAGCUGAUCAAGGGACAGUGAAAAGAUUUUCACAGUCAGCAGUAAAGUUUCUCGCGGACAAUGGAUUUGAUGGCGUCGAUCUGGACUGGGAAUACCCGACCGCAAGUGAUAAGAACAGCUAUAAGACAUUUAUUGAAAUUUUACGCAAAGAAAUAGUUGGAGCCAAGAUGUUACUGUCAGCAGCAUUACCCAAUAACCCAAGCUAUUUCACAGGAUAUGACGUGAAUUGUCUUUCGAGCAACAUGGAUUUUAUGACAGUCAUGGCCUAUGACUUCCACCUCUUCACGAAGAAAGACACAACAACAGGUUACAACAGUCCUUUGUACACACCUAAAGGAGAAAGCCAGUACUUGUCUGCGAGUGCCUUGGUCACCUAUUUUCUUAAAGUAGGACUACCUUCAGGCCAAUUAUUAUUGGGCAUUCCACUCUACGGUCGCUCAUGGACUCUGGCUCAAGCUUCUUCGCACGAUUUGCACUCUCCUGCAAUUGGUAAAGGAAGUCCCGGCCCGUAUAGGCAUUUCAAAGGCCUAUACUUGUAUCCGGAUGCGUGCGUGGCUCUACAGAGAGGCGCUAACAGUGUACUGGAUGCAACAAACGGUGCAGCUUAUCUGUAUGCAAACACGACAUGGGUUGCAUAUGAAACGAUAGAUACUAUAAAAUUAAAGGUUGCCUGGAUGAAGUCUGUCAGUCUCGGAGGUGUUGGUGUGUGGGCUCUGCAUCUGGAUGAUAACGCGGGAGUGUGCCGCGCUGGAUUAUUUCCAUUGCUCAACGCUAUUAAAUCCAAUUUGGGAAUCUAA
Molecule: messenger RNA, 1101 nt
Organism: Candidula unifasciata
Lineage: Eukaryota; Metazoa; Mollusca; Gastropoda; Stylommatophora; Geomitridae
Source: the annotation of a GenBank genome assembly